Messenger RNA from Sorghum bicolor (sorghum), 1250 nucleotides. Its product is annotated as rhodanese-like/PpiC domain-containing protein 12, chloroplastic. Bases 104 to 1018 code for a protein of 304 amino acids. Gene Ontology annotation, molecular function: peptidyl-prolyl cis-trans isomerase activity. NCBI's taxonomy places the organism in Eukaryota, Viridiplantae, Streptophyta, Magnoliopsida, Poales, Poaceae. The transcript has 8 exons. The record is from RefSeq and is a predicted model, not a curated record.
UGAAAGGCCCGGGCACGAGGCGAGAGCGAGAGGCAUCCAGCUCCCCCGAACAAAGGAAUCUCCUUCCGCUUCCCUCGGCAGGGCAGGGCAGGGCAGGGUAGCCAUGCUUGGUCUUCGGGCCCGCGCAGCGGCGCAGCUCCCGCGCCCGUCCCCAUCUUCCUCCUCCGCUCCCGCGGCGUCGCUCUCGCUCGCGAGGCUCGUGUGCGCCUCCCCGCUCGCCGCCCUCGCGCCUCUGGCGUCCGCACCGCCGUCGGCGAGGGCGACGCAGCCGGCCUUCCUCUCCGCCAGGUGGACCGCCGCGCCUAUGCGUCCCGGGGGAACCGGUGGCCACUCCAGGCCGACCACACGCGUUCUCUGCACUGCCACUGGCAGCGUCCAAAGAGAGGGGAAAGAAUUGCUAGUUCAGCACUUGCUUGUUGGUGAAAAGGAUGUCAGGCUUCUGGUUGAUCUUGAAAAGAGUAUCAUUGCAGGAGGGGCAGACUUGAGCGAUUUAGCUGUGGAGCACUCCUUAUGUCCAUCCAAAGAAAAUGGUGGCAUGCUCGGAUGGGUUCGAAAGGGACAGAUGGUACCAGAAUUUGAGGAGGCAGCAUUUAGUGCUCCUUUGAACAAAGUUGUACGAUGUAAGACAAAAUUUGGAUGGCAUCUAUUGCAAGUUCUUGCUGAGAGGGAUCAAUGCGUACUGCAAGACAUUGACCCAGAAGAGCUUCACACAAAAAUGCAAGACCCUAGUUUUCUUGAAGAAGCUCAAUUGAUUGAUGUUCGGGAGCCUGAUGAAGUGGAGAAAGCUUCACUUCCAGGCUUCAAAGUUCUACCACUCCGCCAGUUUGGGACCUGGGGACCAGUUAUGACAGACGAGUUUAAUCCUCAAAAGGACACUUAUGUUCUGUGCCAUCAUGGCAUGCGCUCAAUGCAGGUGGCUAAAUGGUUGCAGUCACAGGGUUUCAAAAAAGUUUACAAUGUCGCAGGUGGAAUUCAUGCCUAUGCGGUUAAAGCUGACUCCUCCAUCCCAACAUAUUAGCGGAUCCCCGUUGUGACCGUUAACCAUGGCUGAGAACUUUUCAUAUGUCAUAGACAAUGGUUUGGCCGUUGAUCAAUGCCAAAAUUCAGAGUCAACUUUCUUUUUCACACUGUGUUAGAAGUUUUGGAACCCCUAUGAAGGAAUGUAUACAGCUAUUUUUUGUAAAAAGAGAGAUACAUGAGAAUUUGCUUUAUUAAAUGAACCAUUUCAUCAGGAAAUUUCUGCUGUGAUA